UUGUAAAACUAUUUAAUAAACUAUUUACACUUGACUGAUAAAUUUAUAUCCAAUUAGUCGAAGCAGAUAUUAAUGAUCGUUGAAACGAUCGUGUUACGCUCGGUGUAGCGAUUGAAAAAAUUUACGAUCGUAGUAACGAUCAAUAAAACACUUCUCAUUAUGAAGCCUAUACGUAUUAUCCUUGCCAUUAUGAAAAAUAGCAAUUUCAAGCGGACGGUUAAAAUAAGAAUAAUACCUAUAAAAAGGCGUUAAAGAAUUUACGACGUGCAAAAAUAGUCGCUUAAAUAUACAUCAUUAACCUGGUGAAUAGGUCUUACACUUUUUACGAUAGGAUCUAACGAUAGAAUCGAGUCCGGUAGGUGCUCAUAAAGUGAGUCAUAUAAAACAAAACACCUGAGUAUCUUGAUUGGUAUUGAAGACACGAAGAAAUACUAAUAAAGUUAUACUGUUCAUAGAAACAAAUGUGAAGAUACUAAUAGAUCUCUUGUUGUCUUCAAAAUCUUGUGGCAUCGGUGGUUUACAUAUUAUAAUUAUCGGUGGUAUACAUUGUAGCCUUUAGAUUAUACAAAUUAUAAUAAAGUAUAGCCAAAUUUAAAGAGCGUGAUUCCAUGUUUGAAGCGUACUACUGAAGCGUAAAUAUGUGGCUCUGGGCAAAGUCUUCAAACGCGGGGGCAAGUGCCCCGUAUAAAAUCAUUUUUUCCAGCGAUUCAAAUCUGGAUUUUUAUAUCUACAUACAAAUUACUCGACUCUAUCGCUAAGCCUCCAUGUCCCAUUCAUUCAUUUUCCACCGCUUAACGCGUAUCUAAUUUCCUUUAAUCGCUCGAACAAAUUGACAAUGAAUUUUUAACCGGCACAUGAUAAACCCGUUACAGAGCUUGGUACAAUAUCGGGAAAACGAUUUACGAUGCGCGAGACAUUUCGACGCGCUAAAUCGAUGGCGCAUCUCCGUCCGGGGGUGUAUACACCUCUCGUUUGUCACGCAGCAAAUAUCCCUUCCACAUCUCCGUGAAAGAAACCAGAAACCAGUGUACGUGCCGCUGCAGCAUCAUACACGAGCGGAGCGGUGAGCCAGGAGCACGUUUCCCGAGAAGAGAGGUGUCACGACGACGAGAACGAGGAUGAAGGAGCACGAGACAGCAGGGUGUCAGAGGAAACCGACGAAACUCAGGAAUCUCAUUUACAAGACAGAAGCGUUUGAUUCUCUGCAUGCCAGGAAUGCCGAGAGAACAUUAUGUUCCGGUCAAGUGUGCCUCGGCAGCGUUAUGCAGCUACCGACUCAUGGAACAGAGGCUCGUUCAAGAGAAGAAAUCCUGGUGCACGCAAAAGAUUUCCUUGAGCAAUAUUUCUCUUCUAUUAGAAGACUAAACAGCGAAGCACAUCGUUCUCGUUGGGACAGCGUACAGAAAGAAGUGUACGUCACUGGUACUUAUCAACUAACAGAAACAGAACUAGUGUUCGGAGCAAAAUUAGCGUGGCGUAAUGCUGCGAGGUGUAUUGGUCGUAUUCAGUGGUCCAAGUUACAAGUGUUCGAUUGUCGCUACGUGACAACAACCAGUGGUAUGUUCGAAGCUUUAUGUAAUCAUAUCAAGUACAGCACAAACAAAGGAAACAUCAGGUCCGCAAUAACGAUAUUUCCACAACGUACAGAUGGAAAACAUGACUAUAGAGUGUGGAAUCAACAGCUGAUCGGCUAUGCGGGUUACAAGAACCCGGACGGUACUGUAACCGGUGAUCCUGCCAACGUUGAGUUCACCGAGCUCUGCAUUAAACUGGGCUGGAAAGGAGCACGUACUCGUUUUGAUAUAUUACCACUGGUGUUAUCAGCAAACGGCCACGACCCUGAUUACUUUGACAUUCCAAGUGAACUUGUUCUCGAAGUACCUCUCAGUCAUCCCACGUACGAUUGGUUCGAGAAGUUAGAAUUGAAGUGGUUCGCUGUACCUGCGGUAUCAGGAAUGGUGUUCGAUUGCGGAGGACUGGAGUUCACAGCCGCACCUUUCAAUGGGUGGUACAUGAGCACUGAAAUUGGAGCAAGAGAUCUAUGUGAUGUUCAACGAUAUAAUUUAUUAGAGACAAUAGCUACACACAUGGGGCUAGACACAAGAACAUCCACUUCCUUAUGGAAAGACAAGGCUAUGAUAGAAGCUAAUGUUGCUGUGCUACACAGUUUUCAAAUGAAAAACGUGACGAUUGUAGAUCAUCAUACUGCUUCAGAAUCUUUUAUGAAACACUAUGAAAACGAAAUGCGGUUAAGAAAUGGUUGCCCAGCCGAUUGGUUGUGGAUUGUCCCACCGAUAUCAGGAUCAGCCACGCCUGUGUUUCAUCAGGAGAUGGCUCUUUAUCAUUUGAAACCCUCUUACGAUGCACAGGAUCCUGCUUGGAAGACUCACGUCUGGAAAAAGGGUCGAGACAAGAGGUCAACGUCUAAGAAACCUAGAAGGAAAUUCCAUUUCAAGCAAAUUGCAAGAGCUGUGAAGUUUACAUCAAAGUUGUUUGGAAGAGCUUUAUCUCGAAGGAUAAAAGCCACAGUCUUGUUUGCCACAGAAACUGGCACAUCUCAGAUGUAUGCUGAGAAACUUGGUGAAUUAUUAGGACAUGCAUUUCAUUCCCAGGUACUUUCUAUGUCAGACUAUGAUAUCAGCAAUAUAGAACAUGAAGCUUUACUGCUGGUUAUAACAUCCACUUUCGGGAACGGUGAUCCUCCAGAAAAUGGUGAAGCUUUUGCUCAAAACUUGUACGCAAUGAAAAUGAAUGAAACGUACAUCAAUAGUGGCAAUAAGAUAAGCUUGGCAACUUCAAAAUCGUUUAUCAAAGCAAACAGCCAAUCAGAAGUAAGCAACUCGAAGAAGUUAGACAGAUUGGAUUCUCUCCGUGGCUCCACUACAGAUUCUCAGACAGAAGACACUUUUGGACCAUUGAGUAAUGUCAGAUUCGCUGUCUUCGCACUGGGCUCAUCCGCGUACCCAAACUUCUGUGCGUUUGGUCGUUACGUGGACAAUUUGUUAGGCGAAUUAGGUGGAGAACGACUGCUGAAAUUGGCGCAGGGAGAUGAGAUGUGUGGUCAAGAACAGGCUUUUCGAAAAUGGGCAGCUGAUACUUUUGCUGUUGCAUGUGAGACAUUCUGCUUGGACGAUGACGAUACUUUACUGGAAGUUGCUUUAUCUUUGGGAUCAGAAGCUUUGUCGGCAGCGACUGUUCGUUUCGUAGAAGCUGAAGCUCAACCGAUUGGAAAAGCGUUAAGCAAGUGUCAUAACAGAAACGUGACUACCUGCAACAUGCUCCGGAAGACAAAUUUAAGUGGCGACUUAACUAGUGGAACUACGUUACUCUUGGAACUGGACGACAUAGCUAGCAUGGAAAUCUCCUACAAGCCCGGUGAUCAUUUAGGAGUUUUUGCAUGCAACAGACCAGAAUUGGUGGAAGCAAUCUUGGAACGAAUACAGACUCCUUUUGACCCAGAUGUACCCAUCGAAUUACAGAUGCAGAAACAAUCUCAUACUCCAAAUGGUAUUGUGAAAACGUGGAUGCCACACGAUAGGUAUUUGCCCAACUCGUUAAAAAUGUUAUUAACGAGAUUUCUAGACAUUACGACACCGCCAACGCCGAAUCUCCUCAGAUACUUUGCAUCGAUAGCUACAAAUCCAAAAGAACAAGCGCAACUUCAUCUGUUAUCUUCUGAUCCAGCAGCCUACGAAGAUUGGAGACAUUGGAAGUUCCCAAACUUAGUAGAAGUGUUAGAUGAAUUUCCAUCUGUGAAACCAUUUGCGCCGUUGUUGCUGCUUCAUUUAACUCCUCUGCAACCGAGAUUUUAUAGCAUUUCUUCUUCUCCAGAUGUGCAUCAAGGACAAAUACAUCUCACCGUUGCAAUAGUACAGUAUAAAACGCAAGGAGGUUCUGGACCAGACCAUUACGGAGUUUGUUCUAAUUAUUUACGCGAGAUAUCAGACGGAGAACCGUUGUAUGUAUUUGUACGUAGCGCACCUAACUUUUAUAUGCCAACCGAACCAAAUGCACCGAUGAUAUUAGUUGGUCCUGGAACUGGAAUUGCUCCCUUUCGUGGUUUUUGGCAUCACCGACUUGCACAAAUAAAAUCUGAACCAGAUCGUGAAUAUGGAAAGGUCUGGCUAUUCUUUGGUUGUCGCAAUAAGAACUUGGAUCUGUACAGACAAGAGAAAGAGGAAAUGGUAAAAGCGGGAGUUCUGGAUAAAGUCUUCUUGGCACUUUCUCGAGAACCUGGAUUGAAGAAGACAUACGUACAAGACUUAAUUCAAGCGGAAGCCCCACAAAUUUAUGACAUGUUAGUAUAUGAGCAAGGUCAUUUCUACGUUUGCGGUGAUUGUACCAUGGCAGAAGACGUUUAUCAAACUUUGAAACAUAUUAUACAAACUCAUGGUGAAAUGACGAAUAAACAAGUUGAAGCGUACAUGUUAUCGUUGCGCGACGAAAAUCGUUAUCACGAAGAUAUAUUUGGUAUUACGCUACGAACAGCAGAGGUCCACAAUCGGUCAAGGGAAACAGCAAGAAGUAGAAUGGCUGCUGAACCAUAGAUCUCAUUAUAAUGC
Molecule: messenger RNA, 4562 nt
Organism: Megachile rotundata (alfalfa leafcutting bee)
Lineage: Eukaryota; Metazoa; Arthropoda; Insecta; Hymenoptera; Megachilidae
Gene: Nos
Product: Nitric oxide synthase
Biological process (GO): nitric oxide biosynthetic process
Molecular function (GO): flavin adenine dinucleotide binding; FMN binding; nitric-oxide synthase activity
Source: RefSeq, a predicted model, not a curated record